Messenger RNA from Harmonia axyridis, 958 nucleotides. RefSeq lists its product as uncharacterized. Lineage: Eukaryota; Metazoa; Arthropoda; Insecta; Coleoptera; Coccinellidae. The transcript has a single exon. The coding region runs from base 116 to 958 and encodes 280 amino acids. The record is from RefSeq and is a predicted model, not a curated record.
GUGGUGAAACGCUACAUUACAUUAAUCGUGAUCUAAAGCCUCACUUAAGAGCUAAGUCAAGAUUAAAGCAUUUGGUGAAACUGGGCCUAAGUGUCUGUCUUUAUCUAUAUUAAAAAUGGCGGGCGCAGACGGUUGCGAUGUAAAUCGGAGCGAAGUUUCAAGCGGAAAUAGAGGCAAAAAAGACAAUAUUUGCAGUUUAUGUGGUAAAAAAGUGUGUGACUUUGUAAAGUGCAUAAAGUGCGAGGAUAUUUUUCACCCUGCCUGCAUGAUACAAGCUAACACACGAAAAACACCGAAAUGCAUUCAUGCAUCUAUACCAACUGAUGGCGACGAUUCGUUAAUAGCUGAGAAAUCAACUGAAAGUCAGGAACCGGAGGUAGAGAUGAAAAUUCUGAAAGUGGAGAAUUACUUUCUAAAGCAGUUGCUUAGCGAGUGUCAGAGUAAGAAUAAAGUUUUAUUGCACAACAAUGAAUUACUUAUAGAAAAAAUCAUGAGAUUGGAAAAAGACAACACAAGUCAAGAUAAACAAAGCAAGAAAAACGAAGUAAACAAUCGUUUCCAAAGAUCGAGGCAGCCAAGUCCGCAUGCACUCAAUACGGAUGGAAAAUUUCAGGGUCAACAACAGAGUACUGUUGAUUCAAAUUCAGCAGGAACACAGAGUAUAGUACAUAAACAAAUCGCAAAAGAACUACGAAAUAUGAGAGAAGAUACGGAAGAACAUCCACAGAAUGAUACGUCAAAACAUAACCUAAAAUUCCAAAAAGAAAACAUCAAUGAAAAUAGUGGAGCUAUGAAUCUAAGAAUGAGUGAAGUCUGGACUGAAGUUAAAAAUAAAAAACAGACAAGAAAAGCGAGGAAUAGUCUGAUUUGCAAAGGAAAUGAAAGUUCACAGAAAAAUAUUAAAAUCAAGGGAGCAGUAAAGCGGAAAUGGUUAUUAUAUAUAUAUAUUAUAUUAUAG